UGCCAAAAUUUCCAAAACAUCGUCGCACGCAAACUCGAAAAUGUAACGUUACCAAAACAAUAUUCUCUGAAAUCUUUAUAAAAUUCUAUGAAACCUAUUAAAUAAAUAGUUACAGUCACAGGACUUACUUUCAUGUCCCCUAAUAAGUGUGAAAAAUACCGUGAUGGGUCGAACACAGAGGAAAAGAAAACAAAACAAAGUGCGCAACUUUCGUACUUGUGACGAUGAGAAAGAUUUGAUAUUAUUGAACACUUGGCUCUCUAAACAGAGUAUAAGGCGAAACGAAAAGCUAGUUCUAGCUGUCUUCGAGGAUACUGGCCGAGGAGUGCUUACAAAAAGGAAGAUAUUGGCGGGCGAAGAGCUGAUCAAUUUGCCUCUGAAUUCGACUUUGAAUGUGAUCACAAUACUGACAGAUCAGGCUUUUUGUAGUAUAUUUUUAGAGAAUAAAUCUUCAUGCUUACUAGAUUACAAGCAGUCAGUCUCAUUCCAGUCUCUUCUAGCUUUUUAUUUGACCUAUUUGAAAGUACAAGGUAGUGAGACAAAGUGGCACUUGUAUUUGAAUAGCCUACCCAGAGAAUAUACUGUGCCAUAUUUUUUACCCAGCAAUAUACAAUGUGACAUUCACUCCGAUAUACAGACAGUGAUAUCCAAGCAAACGGACAUAAUAAGGUCUUCUUAUGAUAUUUUUUAUACAAUUUUACGAUCAAGUGCAAGUAAGAAUAACUUUGUGGCAAAAUUUCAAAACAACUUUGAUGUGUCUGUAUAUGAGUGGGCCUAUUUUACAGUGAACACUAGAUGUGUGUUUAUGGACUUAACAAAUGUGCUAAAUCUUAAAAAUGUCAGCGACUCCAUACUUAACUUGAUUAACGACAACACAAAAAUAUCACUAUGCCCUUACUUGGACAUGAUAAAUCACAGUCCAAAUGCUAGAAAUGAAACCAAAUUGAUGGUACGGAAGAGUAUGGAGAAUGUCAACAUUGUGAAUUUAGAUCAAGAUUUUUUUUCAGAUGUGUGGUUUUCAAUUUAUACAAAAAACAAUUUUGAACCCUUUACCCAAGUGUUCAUUUGCUAUGGUGAUAGUCAUAAUUUAAAAUUGAUCACUGAAUAUGGAUUUUUUCUGCCAGAUAAUGACUUGGACUAUGUGUGUUUUCCAUUUGAAGAUAUUGUAACAUAUUUAGGUACCAAAUCUAUCAAACUGUCUCAAGAACAAUGUUCGUUUAUAACUAGUCAUGGUCUAAAUAAAGACUUGUACAUCGAUUUUAGAGGCCUAAGUUUUAAUUUGUAUGGACUUUUAAUGGUUGUAAAGUAUUACUAUGAUCACAGUAAAGAUGUAAGUCGGCUGCUUUAUUCAGCAGCUGUAUGUUCUAGCAAUAAAGAUUUAAAUGAUCUAAUUACACCACUUGUUAUGAACAAGGUGAAAAAUAUCAAAGAAUCAAUUAAUAGAUUAAGGAAUAAUGAUAGUAGAAGUGUUAUUUUAAGUAAUUGUGUAGAGCUCAUGUGUCAAUAUGUUAAUAUAUUAGAGAAAUUUAUUAAAUGUUAG
Molecule: messenger RNA, 1540 nt
Organism: Ostrinia furnacalis (Asian corn borer)
Lineage: Eukaryota; Metazoa; Arthropoda; Insecta; Lepidoptera; Crambidae
Product: SET domain-containing protein 4
Exons: 1
Coding region: 164-1540 (458 amino acids)
Biological process (GO): peptidyl-lysine monomethylation; peptidyl-lysine trimethylation
Molecular function (GO): protein binding; protein-lysine N-methyltransferase activity
Source: RefSeq, a predicted model, not a curated record